GCAUCCAAAGCAGAGGACCGUUUAUUUCGGAGGUUAUUCCGAAGGUACAACCAAUUCAUCCGACCAGUGGAAAAUGUGUCUGAUCCGGUCACUGUGGAGUUCGAGGUGUCCAUAUCUCAACUAGUCAAAGUGGAUGAAGUGAAUCAAAUAAUGGAAACCAAUCUGUGGUUGAGACAUGUGUGGAAUGAUUAUAAACUAAGAUGGACACCUGUUGAGUUUGAUGGAAUUGAGUUCAUUCGAGUUCCAUCCAACAAAAUUUGGAGGCCUGACAUUGUUUUAUAUAACAAUGCUGUGGGGGAUUUUCUGGUAGAGGACAAAACCAAAGCCCUGCUGAAAUUUGAUGGCACCAUCACUUGGGUUCCACCGGCUAUCUUUAAAUCCUCCUGCCCAAUGGACAUCACUUACUUCCCUUUUGACUAUCAGAACUGCUCCAUGAAAUUUGGCUCAUGGACCUACGACAAGGCCAAGAUCGACUUGGUGCUCAUUGGCUCAAAGGUGAAUCUUAAGGAUUUCUGGGAAAGUGGAGAAUGGGAAAUCAUUGACGCACCUGGUUACAAGCAUGACAUCAAGUAUAACUGCUGUGAGGAGAUUUACCCAGACAUCACCUACUCUUUCUACAUUCGCCGCCUGCCGCUCUUCUACACCAUCAACCUCAUCAUCCCGUGCCUCCUCAUCUCCUUCCUCACCGUACUGGUCUUCUACCUUCCGUCCGACUGUGGUGAGAAGGUCACCCUAUGUAUCUCCGUCCUGCUCUCUCUCACCGUGUUCCUGCUUGUCAUCACGGAGACCAUUCCUUCCACAUCACUGGUCAUCCCGCUGAUCGGAGAGUACCUCCUCUUCACAAUGAUUUUUGUUACACUCAGCAUUGUCAUCACCGUGUUUGUGUUGAACGUCCACUACCGCACCCCAAUGACUCACACGAUGCCCGAGUGGGUAAGGUCCGUGUUCCUCGGCGUGCUGCCCAGGGUCAUGCUGAUGAGGCGGCCGAUCGACCAAGGCGGGUCGUCGACUGCCAGCGUCACAGCGGGGACGGGAGGCGGAGGGACCAGCGGUGGGAACAAAAAGAGAAAGAACAGUGUAGGAAGUAGUGGAAGUGUGAGUGUUGGAGGUAUCACAGGGGGGGUGGCGUGCCCGCCGCUGGAUGGUGGGGCAGGUGGUGGAGGGGCCUCCUCAUUGGGCAGCUCUAUGAACUGUAUCGAAUAUGGAGAGAUGAACCGUGACAUUAAGCGGGAUAUGAACAGAAGAUGUCCCUACAGAGGAAAGGAGGUCCCAACCCCAGUUCCUCCGCCAAAGGUUGCCCCAUCAUCUCAGGGUCCCCAGAGCCAGAGACCCCCGGAGUCAGAGAUGCCCAAACUGCCAAGGACCUUGAACUCCCCCUCCCAAGUGAAUGCUGUCGUGGCGUUCUCCGUCAUUUCGCCUGAGGUCAAGCAGGCCAUUGAGAGCGUCAAGUACAUCGCUGAGAACAUGAGGACCCGCAACAAAGCCAAAGAGGUGGAAGAUGACUGGAAAUACGUCGCAAUGGUCAUCGACCGGAUCUUCCUCUGGGUGUUUGUGAUGGUGUGUGUACUGGGAACACUAGGCCUCUUCCUUCAGCCGCUCAUCAGCUUUUUUAAAUAA
Molecule: messenger RNA, 1617 nt
Organism: Nerophis lumbriciformis (worm pipefish)
Lineage: Eukaryota; Metazoa; Chordata; Actinopteri; Syngnathiformes; Syngnathidae
Source: RefSeq, a predicted model, not a curated record